UUGCUGUCUUUCUUUCUGAUGUUUGUAUCCCUGGGUCGCCACCGCUGUCAUGGCAGGAGAGAGGUAAAGGCACCGGAGCUGACAGCAGUGCAGAGGAAUGGCAAGCGCUGUGGUCGCAAGAUCUCUAAUAACCUGUGCAUGUCCCCAUCAGAUCCUUGCUCCACCAUCCUGACCACGGUGUAUGCAUGGAAGAGGGAGAGAACUGGUGCUCUCAAAUCAACAGGCUGCAGACCCUGCUGGAUAAACUGGAGUGCAGGGUCCCAAGCUGGAGCCGCUGAUGAGGACACACUGGCCAGCACGUACAAGUCUAACAUCCUUCUUGUUCAGAGGCAGAUGUCGGUGACCAAUGAAGAUCUUGACAACUUCCAAAAAGUACUGAAGAGCUACACUGACGCCACCGCAGCCCACUCUGACAACCUGCAUGUGUCCGUUCAGAAGCUCCCGGGAAAGUUGAGUUACAUAAUGUAUGAGUUCUGGCAAGACCGCAUCUCCUGGAUGAGCUACCUGCAGUCCAACAGCAGUAAAGACUUUCAGCGCUGUGUCAUUGACAUGCUGGAGGAUGCUGAAGUAGUUUCUACCAUGUUGCUCCCAGCUUCCUGGUGGAUUAUGACUAACAACUAGCAAGUGAAUCCAGAAUGUCACAUCUCCUGCCUACACUGUCACACGGACAAAGACACACUGGUGUAUCAAACCUCUCACCCACACAUGCAACACGCAAACACACACACACAUACACACAUACACACACACACACAGACAAACACACACGCACACAGACGAAUUAAAAGGCAUCCAUGUGUUUGAAAGCAACAGGAGACAGAGACAAUGCCGUCAUACAGCGUUCUCCAGCAGCAUCUUUUAAUGUUCCUCUGUCUACGACAGCUUAUUAUUGUGCCGCUUAUAUCAAAAGGGAUAGUUGCACCCUAUAGCCGAUACUGACUUGAAAGUGACUGAUUCUCUGCAAUGCAAAAGCCUGUCUCUUACCCGGCCUCCUCUCUCCUGCAGUGUUUGUCCUUUUAUUAUGCCAGUGGAGAACAAUCAAAAAGAACCUAGUAUAGGCUACUAGAGCACAUCCAAUCGAGAUGAAAAUUACCAUGCCAGUAGUGUCAUUGUGCUUUUGAUGAGUUAUUUACUGUUUGAAUACAAUUACAGUAGGAAGAAUCAGCAGAGAGGAUGAAGAGAUGAAGGUUUCCGCAGCCUAAACAUGCAUGCUGAUGACUGUGGCCAACAGCUUUCAGUAAUAGUUCCUUUAACCCUGGCUGCACGUGCUGUAUGAUACUGUAGCACUGUUAUUCUUUCAUUAGCUACUGUCAUGUGCACAGAAGGUAAAAAAAAAAAGAAAGCUAUUGAUAAAAAAGCUACACCUGCCCUGACAUCUGCAGUAUAGACUAGUGGUCAGUUUAUAUUAGUUACAUCUCCUCUGAGACACACUCUUUGUCUCAAAAAGUGGGGGUAUUAAAAGGGAUUAACACUUUGUGAGAUUUCAUUGCAUCACUAAGUUAUAAUGACAGUAUAUAAUGUAUUUAUUUUGGUUAUGGUAGAGUAUUCCAUCUGUACAUAUGGAACACGGAUAUAUUCAUAUUUCUGUUGUGUCUUGGUUUCGUAAUGUAGCCUGUACCCCACCAAUUGUAAACAAACUAAAAAGCAACUGUAAUAAAAUCAUUAAAGCUACUAAUUGUUUUGACAGGUGAAAAA
Molecule: messenger RNA, 1695 nt
Organism: Etheostoma spectabile (orangethroat darter)
Lineage: Eukaryota; Metazoa; Chordata; Actinopteri; Perciformes; Percidae
Product: N-terminal EF-hand calcium-binding protein 1-like
Exons: 7
Biological process (GO): regulation of amyloid precursor protein biosynthetic process
Cellular component (GO): endoplasmic reticulum; Golgi cis cisterna; cytoplasm
Source: RefSeq, a predicted model, not a curated record